This is a messenger RNA of Neomonachus schauinslandi (Hawaiian monk seal), 5229 nucleotides long. It is a transcript of the gene TSHZ2, whose product is annotated as teashirt zinc finger homeobox 2. Gene Ontology annotation, molecular function: DNA binding; DNA-binding transcription factor activity, RNA polymerase II-specific. The record is from RefSeq and is a predicted model, not a curated record. Gene Ontology annotation, cellular component: nucleus. Gene Ontology annotation, biological process: regulation of transcription by RNA polymerase II. Lineage: Eukaryota; Metazoa; Chordata; Mammalia; Carnivora; Phocidae.
UUUCCAAAAAGCAAAAACAAAAAGAGAGAGAGAGAGAGGAAAAAAAAUCCAAAACAAACAAACAAACAAACAAGGCAGAACCAACCUCUACUUCAAACCAGCCGGCACAAGCCACCCGUGUCCGCCACCCAGAGAGGGGGGUCUCUGGCCCGUGGUGGAGGAGUUGCAGGGGGGAUCGCCAGGGGGACAGAGGCCGAGUGACGCCCUAGGAGCCACCGGGCAGGAGGCGGAGGAGACCCAGAGAGGCGAGAGAGCAGCGGGCCCCCGCGCGCGGCUCGGGGCUGGGGCGCCAGAAGUGGGACUGGAGCGAAGUAGAGCGAUGCCAAGGAGGAAACAGCAGGCACCCAAGCGGGCGGCAGGCUACGCCCAGGAGGAACAGCUGAAGGAACAGGAGGACAUAAAAGAAGAAGAGGAGGAAGAGGAGGACAGUGGUUCGGUAGCUCAGCUUCAGGGCAGCAAUGACCCAGGGACAGACGAGGAGCUAGAAACGGGCCCAGAGCAGAAGGGCUGCUUCAGCUACCAGAACUCUCCCGGAAGCCACUUGUCCAAUCAGGACGCGGAGAACGAGUCUCUGCUGAGCGAUGCCAGUGACCAGGUGUCAGACGCCAAGAGCGUCUGUGGUCGGGAUGCCCCGGACCAGAAAGCCAACGUGCACCCCAAGCUGCCCAGCGAAAGCCACAACUGCAUGGAUAAAAUGACCGCCGUCUACGCCAACAUCCUGUCGGAUUCCUACUGGUCGGGCCUGGGCCUCGGCUUCAAGCUGUCCGGCAGCGAGCGGCGGAACUGUGAUGCCCACAAUGGCAGCAGCAAGACUGAUUUCGACUGGCACCAAGACGCGCUGUCCAAAAGCCUCCAGCAGAACUUGCCUUCCCGAUCCGUGGGGAAGCCCAGCCUGUUCAGCUCGGUGCAGCUCUAUCGGCAGAGCGCCAAGAUGUGCGGCUCCGUGUUCACCGGGGCCAGUAGGUUCCGCUGCCGACAAUGCAGCGCCGCCUACGACACCCUGGUCGAGCUGACCGUGCACAUGAAUGAAACGGGCCACUACCAAGAUGACAACCGCAAGAAGGACAAGCUGCGCCCCGCCAGCUACUCGAAGCCCCGGAAGAGGGCUUUCCAGGAUAUGGACAAGGAGGACGCUCAGAAGGUUCUCAAGUGCAUGUUCUGUGGCGACUCCUUCGAUUCCCUCCAAGAUCUGAGCGUCCACAUGAUAAAAACAAAACAUUACCAAAAAGUGCCUUUGAAGGAGCCAGUCCCAACCAUUUCCUCGAAAAUGGUCACUCCGGCCAAGAAACGCGUCUUCGACGUCAACCGACCGUGCUCCCCCGAUUCGACCACGGGCUCGUUGGCAGAUCCGUUCUCUUCCCAGAAGCCCGCCGGCCUGCCACUGUCGUCCAACAACCGGUACGGCUACCAGAACGGCGCCAGCUACACCUGGCAGUUCGAGGCCUGCAAGUCCCAGAUCCUCAAGUGCAUGGAGUGCGGGAGCUCACACGACACCCUGCAGCAGCUCACCACCCACAUGAUGGUCACCGGCCACUUCCUCAAGGUCACCAGCUCGGCCUCCAAGAAGGGGAAGCAGCUGGUGCUGGACCCACUGGCCGUGGAGAAGAUGCAGUCGCUGUCGGACGCCCCGAGCAGUGACUCGCUGGCUCCCAAGCCGUCUGGGAACUUGGCUUCUGACGGCGCGGCCUCUACCACCGAGCUGAAGAAAGAGGGCAAGAAGGAAAAACCAGAGGAGAGCAACAAGGAUGAGAAAGUCAUGAAGCAGGAGGAGUAUGAGGACCCUCUGCAAAAGCCUUUAGACCCCACCAUAAAAUACCAGUAUCUAAGGGAGGAGGAUUUGGAGGACGGCUCCAAGGGCGGAGGGGACAUUUUGAAGUCAUUGGAAAAUACCGUCACCACAGCCAUCAACAAGGCCCAGAACGGGGCUCCCAGCUGGAGCGCGUACCCCAGCAUCCACGCAGCCUACCAGCUGUCGGAGAGCACCAAGCCUGCUUUGCCCAUGGGAUCCCAAGUCCUGCAGAUUCGACCUAACCUCACCAACAAGCUGAGGCCAAUUGCACCCAAGUGGAAAGUGAUGCCGCUGGUCUCGGUGCCCGCCAACCUGGCCCCAUACACCCAAGUGAAGAAGGAGCCCGACGACAAAGAGGAAGCCGCCAAGGAGUGCGGGAAAGAAAGCCCCCGGGAGGAGGCAUCGCCUUUCAGCCACAGUGAGGGAGACGCUUUCUCCAAAAGCGAAACCCCUUCCGAGUCCCAGAAGGCCGAGUCUUGCCUCCUGAAGGAGGAGGCCAGGCUGGCGGAGGAGGGUGGCGAGCCCGAGAAACGCGCGCCCCUGGAGCCCGCGCCCUCUCUCAGCAACGGGUGCACCCUCCCCACGCGGGCGCCGGCCCUGCCGAGCAUCAACCCGCUCAGCGCCCUGCAGUCCGUCCUCAACAAUCACCUGGGCAAGGCCACGGAACCCCUGCGCUCCCCUUCCUGCUCCAGCCCGAGCUCAAGCACAAUUUCUAGGUUCCACAAGUCCAGUCUCAGCGUCAUGGACAAGCCGGGCUUGAGUCCCGCCCCCACGCGGCCGGCCUCCGUGUCCAGGCGCUACCUGUUCGAGAGCAACGAUCAGCCCAUCGACCUGACCAAGUCCAAGAGCAAGAAAGCCGAGUCCUCGCAAGCACAGUCCUGCACGUCCCCGCCUCAGAAGCACGCUCUGUCUGACAUUGCCGACAUGGUCAAGGUCCUCCCCAAAGCCACCACCCCGAAGCCCGCCGUUUCCUCACGGGCCCCCCCCAUGAAGCUGGAAAUGGACGUCAGGCGCUUCGAGGAUGUCUCCAGCGAGGUCUCAACUUUGCAUAAAAGGAAAGGUAGGCAGUCCAACUGGAACCCUCAGCACCUCCUGAUCUUGCAGGCACAGUUCGCCUCAAGCCUCUUCCAGACGUCCGAGGGCAAGUACCUGCUGUCCGACCUGGGCCCUCAAGAGCGAAUGCAGAUCUCCAAGUUCACGGGGCUCUCGAUGACCACCAUCAGCCACUGGCUGGCAAACGUCAAGUACCAACUUAGGAAGACGGGCGGGACAAAGUUUCUGAAAAACAUGGACAAAGGACACCCUAUCUUUUAUUGCAGUGACUGUGCCUCCCAGUUUAGAACCCCUUCUACUUACAUCAGUCACUUAGAGUCACACCUAGGUUUCCAAAUGAAGGACAUGACCCGCAUGGCCGUGGAACAGCAAAGCAAGGCAGAACAACAGAUCUCCCGGGUGUCGUCGGCUCAGAGGUCUCCGGAAACAAUAGCUGGUGAAGAGGACACAGACUCUAAAUUCAAGUGUAAGUUGUGCUGUCGGACAUUUGUGAGCAAACAUGCAGUAAAACUCCACCUAAGCAAAACGCACAGCAAGUCACCCGAACACCAUUCACAGUUUGUAACAGACGUGGAUGAAGAAUAGCUCUGCAGGUAUGGGUUUGCUCCCAGGUGAUGGGACAGUAGCCUUGUGAGGAGCUUCUUGAUGGGAGAUGGGUCCAUUUAGAGGCAGCUCAUGUCUCUCAGUACCAAGAGGACAGUAGCCUGCUGGAAUAGGACUUAUUUGUAUGAGAGACUAGAACAUGAUAAGUCCUAACCGUCUCAAUGUCUCCCGGUUAGAGUUGGUGGAUAGAAUGAAAUGGGUUCAGAGAGAUGGAGUUCACAGGUUACCACUUCGUGAUAUGUGACCCCCUUACUGACCCAGGGCCCAACUCUGAAGGUCCAGCCAAGGCUACGCCUCGUUUUAAUUAAUAUGUACGGACUUCCGUCACUGCCCCUGUUCACCCCUCACCUUCCCAUAGCGAUGCUAAUGACUUAGAAAGUGAGUGAAGGGUGAGCAGCAGAACGAACAGUGUAGAGUUCCUGGGGGCAGCCGCUAUGCAGAGAUUUCUUAAUCAGCUUGUGAACUUUAUUGUUAUUACUUGUAAUUAAUGCUUUUUGCAGCUUCCUUUCGGGGCAAUUGCUACCUUCCCCUUCCGUUCCUCUCUUUCUUGCCUCCAGUAGGUUUGCUAGGAGAGAGCAUCUGCCCUGUAGUCAGAUGGCAGGAAAAUAUUCUCUGCAGAACAUUGAGGUGAAAAGAGAGGAAGCUUAUUUUCUUCUCUCGUCCUCUGGUUUGCUUUAGGAUAGGCUAAUAUCAGCGUCCACCUUUAACAAGAUAGAUGCGCUGCAUGCCCUUGAGAGUUUACUUUACCUAAAGAAACAGAUGACUUUCUGAACACCCAUCGCCAAUGGGCAUGGGGUCGGUCCCACAGCUUCAAGAUCCUUUGCAUCAUGUAUCAGAGAAGUUCUGUGCCUUGUAUAGUCACCGGUGCCCAGACUCUCUAUGUCACCUCCAGGAAAGAGGACAGAGACCAGGGUCAAAUACCUUGGCAGGCUUUCCACACCCACUGCUUUCAAAUGUUUCCCAGGCUGGGUCUUCACACACAAUCCUUUCAUCUCCUUUUUUUUUUUUUUUGUAUUUUGUCUGCUUCCUUCUCUCUCCUCCUCAGCAUGAUACCCCCUACAUGCUAGGGACCCCUACACAUAUUCGAGUUGUCCUCCACCUCAGGCCCCACACUCAACGGGGACCUGACCUGACUUAAAGCUUCAGCACGGGCAAGUCCAGUUAAUGCCAUGCUAGGUGACCGAUUCGGUCUUUUGGUUACUUCACAGUAAGAGUUAUCAACAGUCAGUAAUAACAUAUAAGCCCUCACCACCCCGUACUGUCAGAGCAUUUGUUCCUAAAUAGGAGACUUUCAGAUCAAGGUCUGAGCAAUAGCUGAGCUCCAGGCGGAGGAAGGGUACUUAUCGGGUGUGGCUUUGCGCUUGCCUCGCGGUCAGGUGGGGAGAUUUGCCAAAUGUGAGGAUGGUCAAGAUGAAAUAAAGGGUGAAAAUCUGGGACUGUCCCCUUACUGAGAAGAUCUAAGAGCUUCCAAUGAAGGGGGAAUCCCAUCCUAUAACUCUAAUGGUUCCGUGGGCCCAAAUGAACACUGUUGUUUUGUUUGCAUGUUUUUAUCAUGAUAAUUAAAAUGUGUUACUAGCAGAUUCAUCUCUUGCUUUCCAAGCAUGAUUUGUUCAGCUCACACCAUUGAAAGAAAAGCCAAAACUCAUCUAUUGAAUCUAUAAAUGAGCUUGGGGCUUGGCAACAUUCUAUUUAUUUGCUAUAUAACAUUUUAUAUCUUAUGUAACUUGCUAUUAUACUUUUCUGGUCCUUGGAAAAAAAAAAAAAAAAAAAGGGGGUUAAUAAAA